Messenger RNA from Talaromyces rugulosus, 945 nucleotides. RefSeq lists its product as uncharacterized. The transcript has 2 exons. The record is from RefSeq and is a predicted model, not a curated record. Lineage: Eukaryota; Fungi; Ascomycota; Eurotiomycetes; Eurotiales; Trichocomaceae. The coding region runs from base 1 to 945 and encodes 314 amino acids.
AUGUCGUCUACGAGCAGUCGCAUGGGACCUCCCCCUGUCCGUACCAACAGCCGCAGCAAAAGGAUGUCGUCCGAGGCAUCUGCCAACUCCGGGUCAUUCACGACCUCCGUCAAAUUGAGCUGCCGUGAAUACACAAAGAACUCGUGCUGGUUUUGUGAUGUGGAAGAUGUUAUUGAGACCGCUCAUGUUGUGGCCAAGGAAGACCGAGCAAUACGCUACCUUUUCAACCGAGGUCUGAUUAAUUUUUCGUUGACCUCAGCGUUAAACGGGGUGGCACUAUGUCCGACAUGUCACACAAAUUUUGGCAAUGCAAUGGAUCCAGGCUGGUUUUUCGUACCAGCAGAUCUAGAUUUUUUUAUCCAGAAAGAAAAAGUCGACAUGGAGCGUCGACAAAUUGCAGGCGACCAAGGCAAGGUCACAAAUCGCAUCUGCCCAACGUCAGAAGAAUAUGCCGCCAGUCAACCUGACGGCGUCCCGCUGUAUACUCGUGUCCUCCUACACCCGAACACAAUCAAUCCGCCAGCUGGUGGCUUCAAACUAACGGCGCCAUGGAAUGGAUCACCGAUGGCUGCUAUUCGACGAGCCUUUGUGGCUCUAGGAAGUAUCCGUCGUCCGGUGAUUCCUCAAGACAUUGCCGAGAAGCUAUGGAUGCUUCAAGACCUGUACCACCGUGACCCAGAAGUCAAGCCGCAAUGUCUUGAUGCACAGGCGGAUGAAAUGAGCGUUCUCCGGCCCUUGAAGAGGGCACCCGACGAAGACGAAGAGCCAAUGACUGAAAUGUCCAUGAGUCCGACGAAGCGGACUCGGGCUUACUUGCUCGACGACGACGACGAAAUGUGGGACCAAGAGAAUCGCCGUCGCCAGUUCGACACAACGGGCUGGGUACUCGGCCCUGACUCGACAAGCGAUACUGCAUCUAAGAGGUUUCGGCCUCUGUUUAAUUGA